AUGGCGACCCCGGAAAACGACGGCCAGACUGUGUCGGAAUAUGUUGUUCGAGUCCCCAACAACAGCCGCAAGAGAUACAGUAUCAUGGCUUUCAAUGCAGCUGACAAAGUGGACUUCUCCACCUGGCAUCGGGCCAAGAUGGAACGAGAUCUGAGCAACAAGAAGCUCUAUCAGCAAGAAGAGAUGCCAGAAUAUGGGGCCGGCAGCGAGUUCAAGCGCAAGCUCCGGGAUGACGCCAAGAGGAAGAAGUAUGGCAGGGUAACCAAGGCCUUCAAGCCUGAGGACCAGCCCUGGCUACUCAAAGUCAAUGGCAAGACAGGCAAAAGGUUCAAGGGAAUGAAGAAGGGCGGUGUGACAGAAAACGCCUCCUACUACAUCUUCACCCAGUGCCCUGAUGGGACCUUGGAAGCCUUCCCUGUGGAAAACUGGUACAACUUCACUCCUCUGGCCCGGUACCAGACACUCACUGCCGAGGAGGCUGAGCAAGAGUGGGAGAGGAGGAACAAAAUCUUGAACCACUUCAGUAUCAUGCAGCAGCGGAGGCUGAAGGGCCAGGACCCGGAGGAGGAGGAGGAGGGUGAGGAUGACCGGAAAAAGAAGAGCCGAAAUGGUCUCCGGAUUCACGAUCUAGAGGAUAACCUGAACAUGAGCUCUGAUGACAGCGACGACAGUGGGGAGGAGGGGGAGAAGGCCCCCAAGGCCAAGAAGGAGGCGGCACCAUCUAGGAGGGACAAAAAGAAGGGCUCCGGUGUGACCUUAGAAGACAGUGAUGAUGGGGACUUUGAGAGCCAGGAGGUGGACUACAUGUCAGAUAGCUCCAGCAGCUCCCUGGACGAGGUUGUAGGAAAAGCCAAGGUGGUCCAGCCAGAGGAAGAUGGGCCUAAAAGCUUCGAUGAAGAAAGUGAAAGCAGUGAAGAGAGUGAGGAGGAAAAACCACCAGAGGAGGAAGAGAAGAAGGCACCUACCCCACAGGAGAAGAAAAGAACUAAAGGAGACAGCAGUGAGGAGUCAGAGACCUCUGAGGAAAGUGACUUUGAGAACCAGCAAUCAGCCAUCUUCGUGAAAAAGAAGACAACCCCCAAGAGGGAAUGGAAGACCUCAGGCAGCAGCUCCAGGGGAGACAGGAAGCCAGAUCCACCCAGUGUGGACAGUGGCCCCACAUCCUCCACGCCUUGGGCAGCUGCCAACAAGCUAGGGAAGCAGAAAAGGGGACCCAGUGAUAUGCCUGCUACUAAUCACCUGGGGUUAGAUGCUGGACCCCAGAGAAUCUUGGGGAAAUCCACCCCCCAGCCUCAGUCCAUGCCCAGCAGUGGAAAAGUACAGCUGACAGAGGACACAGUGAGAUACUACCUGAAGCGAAAGCCCAUGACCACCAGAGACCUUCUGAAGAAGUUCCAGAAGACAGGGCUGAGCAGUGGCCAGAUAAUCAAUAUGCUAGUCCAGAUUUUGAAGCGCCUCAACCCCCAGCGCAAUAUGAUCAAUGGCAAGAUGUGCUUCUUCCUUGUGUGA
Dromiciops gliroides (monito del monte) is the source of this 1509-nucleotide messenger RNA. Its product is annotated as general transcription factor IIF subunit 1-like. Gene Ontology annotation, biological process: transcription initiation at RNA polymerase II promoter; positive regulation of transcription elongation by RNA polymerase II. The record is from RefSeq and is a predicted model, not a curated record. The transcript has a single exon. Gene Ontology annotation, cellular component: transcription factor TFIIF complex; nucleus. Bases 1 to 1509 code for a protein of 502 amino acids. NCBI's taxonomy places the organism in Eukaryota, Metazoa, Chordata, Mammalia, Microbiotheria, Microbiotheriidae. Gene Ontology annotation, molecular function: RNA polymerase II general transcription initiation factor activity; TFIIF-class transcription factor complex binding; DNA binding.